Molecule: messenger RNA, 837 nt
Organism: Symbiodinium sp. CCMP2592
Lineage: Eukaryota; Dinophyceae; Suessiales; Symbiodiniaceae
Source: the annotation of a GenBank genome assembly
AUGCUAGAAGCCGCUUUCUAUGAUUCGUGGUCGCCCGGCCCGACAUCGUGCCGGGGCCAGGCUUCGCCAAUGGACGCCAGUAUCAUGAAAAAGAAGCUGCUCGUUCUGGGCAAUUUGCUUCAAGACUUCAUCUCCGACACGACUGCCAACCUCGAGGAUCGGAUUUGGAUUUGGCAGCGCUACGGUACGGCGUACCACGCCAUGUAUACCCUCUUCGAGGUCACAUUUGCUGGCAACUGGCCCACGAAUGCGCGCCCGGUGCUGCAGCGUGUCAGCCAGACUUUCGUGAUCUUCUUCGUGCUGUAUAUCUCCAUCAUCGUUUUCGCUUUGAUCAGGGUGAUAACGGCCAUCUUCCUGAAAGAUACUCUUGACGCGGCCCAGGCAGAUGCGGAGAACUUAGUUGUCGACAGGUUGAGAAAGAAGGCCGAGUAUGUGAACAAGUUGCAGGCGGCAUUUAACGCCAUCGACAACAGCGGGAACGGAAUGAUUUCUGAAGAGCAGUUGACCACCAUCUUCAGCAACCCAAAGGUCGAGGCGUACUUUCAGACGCUGGACGUGGAUGUCACAGAAGGCCACGCACUUUUCCACAUGAUCGACAACGGUGACGGCCAGGUCACACUCGACGAAUUUAUUGAUGGAAUUUUACGUUGCCGGGGGCCGGCACGCGCCCUCGAUCAGGUGGCCAUGCGUGCAGACCUGAAGAGCCUCGACUCCAAGCUUUCCCAGCUUGUGGAAAAAGUCACAGGAACCAAAGUGCCCCGAAAGAGCACCGUGAACAUUGCGCACAACUUCCGGUCGAUGGAGGUGGCUAGCACCGCACAUCAACAUGUCUUCUGA